Hibiscus syriacus is the source of this 1430-nucleotide messenger RNA. Its product is annotated as quinone oxidoreductase-like protein 2 homolog. The record is from RefSeq and is a predicted model, not a curated record. The coding region runs from base 10 to 1086 and encodes 358 amino acids. Lineage: Eukaryota; Viridiplantae; Streptophyta; Magnoliopsida; Malvales; Malvaceae. The transcript is spliced from 6 exons. Gene Ontology annotation, molecular function: oxidoreductase activity; zinc ion binding.
GGAAAAUAUAUGAAAAAGAAGAAGAAGAUGGAAGCUCUAUUGUGCAAGAGAUUGGGCGAUCCAGCAUCAGAAUCACCCUCAGUGGGCAAUGAUUCGGAUUCGUCCCCAUCUCCCAUUGAGGUCAUCAGAAACUAUCCCAUCCCAGAAUUGGACUCUCCAACUGCAGUGAGAGUCAAAGUCAAAGCCACCAGCUUGAACUACGGAAAUUACCUUCAGAUAUUGGGCAAGUACCAAGAGAAGCCUCCCCUCCCUUUCAUACCGGGCUCUGAUUAUGCCGGAACUGUCGAAGCCGUAGGCCCCGCCGUCACCAAGUUCAAGGUGGGCGACCCCGUCUGCUCCGUUGCCGAUUUAGGCACCUACGCCUCCUUCGUCGUCCAAGACCAAUCCCUCCUGUUUGGGUUGCCCAAAGGGUGUGAUCUGGUGGCAGCUGCUGCACUCCCUGUCGCCUUUGGGACCUCUCAUGUAGCUCUUGUUCACAGGGCUAACCUGACCUCCUCUCAGGUAUUGCUAGUUCUUGGUGCCGCCGGAGGCGUUGGCGUUUCUGCUGUUCAAAUUGGCAAGGUUUGCGGCGCAGUUGUCAUUGCUGUUGCCAGGGGAGCUGAAAAGGUGCAGUUUUUAAAGUCCUUGGGUGUUGAUCACGUGGUAGACUUGACUGAUCAAAAUCUAACUGCAAGUGUGAAGGAGUUCCUCAAGUCAAGGGACCUCAAAGGGGUUGAUGUUCUCUAUGAUCCUGUUGGUGGCAAGCUUACUAAAGAAGCUAUGAAGCUCUUGAAUUGGGGUGCACAAAUUCUUGUCAUCGGAUUCGCCAGUGGUGAAAUCCCUGUGAUCCCAGCAAAUAUCACUCUUGUUAAGAACUGGACUGUGCAUGGACUGUACUGCGGUAGCUACAGGAUACAUCGACCAGCUGUGCUCGAGGAUUCCAUCCGGGAGUUGAUCUCCUGGAUGCAAAAGGGCUUAAUUACCGUUCACAUUUCUCAAACGUAUAGCCUAACAGAGGCCAACCUUGCAUUCUCUGCAAUUAAAGAUAGAAGAGUAAUAGGGAAAGUGAUGAUUGCAUUUGAUGAUAAGCGAAGCUCUAUGCUUUAAGUGAUUGAGAUCUACCCUCGCUUGAAUCGCAUGCUCGAAUCAAAUAUGGUGUUAAAAAUAAAAGGAAAAAUGGAAAUAAUAAGGGUGUCCAUGGUUGGCCCUUCUUUGUUUACUUUCAAUUGUGUUCACGUGUUAUUGGUAUUUGUUAGACUGGUGAACUCUCUGGAGUUGCUUAUAGUAUGUAGGGAAAUGGGUGAGUAAUUCCAAGGGAACCGAAUGUAUCAGUUAUCACUCGUUGUUUCCCAAAUUAAGACUACCAAACGGUACCCAAUUCUUUGGACUUGUAUGGAUACAUUAUUUUUUCCAGAAAGGAAAAAACACGUUUUAAUAUUAUUGGAGAUUGU